AUGGCUGCGGCACGGAAAAUCAAAACUUUGCUGACGGUGAACAUCCUGGUGUUCGUUGGCAUCGUGUUGUUCUCGGUGUACUGCCGGAUCCAGGACCGGUCUGAGGAGUUCGUGCAGCUCGGGAGGUCGGCGGAGGUGCGUGCACGGACCCGACACGGCAAAGUUACCGACACGGACCGGCAGUCCAUCCUGCAGAGACUGGAGAGGCUGGAGGAUGUGGUGUACAACCAGCUCAACGGAGUGUCGAAGGCGAUGGGGCUGUUGGAGGGUCCUGGAGGUCUCGGUCAGGGAGGAGCUGCAGCCACACUUGGGGGUGAAAGUCCAGAAGGCGGGGGCAAAUAUGAAGAGUACGGCUACAACGCCCAGCUGAGCGAGCGCAUCUCCCUCGACAGGAACAUUCCCGACUACAGGCCUAAGAAGUGUAAACAGCUGACAUAUCCUAACGACCUGCCACAGAUCUCAGUGGUGUUUAUCUUUGUGAAUGAAGCUCUGUCGGUGAUCCUGCGCUCUGUACACAGCGUGGUCAAUCACACUCCAGCUCACCUGCUCAAGGAGAUCAUCCUGGUGGACGACAACAGCGACAGCGUGGAGCUGAAGUAUAAUCUGGAUCAGUACGUCAAUAAACGUUAUCCAGGAUUAGUGAAGAUCGUGAGGAACUCAAAGAGGGAAGGACUGAUCCGUGCUCGGAUUCACGGCUGGAACGCCGCUACGGCUCCUGUAGUCGGCUUCUUCGACGCUCACGUGGAAUUUAACACAGCCUGGGCUGAGCCGAUCCUGUCCCGGAUAAAAGAAGAGCACACUCGGAUCAUCCUGCCUGCGAUAGAUAACAUCAAAUACAACACCUUUGAGGUGCAGCAGUACGCUAACGCCGCUCACGGCUACAACUGGGGCCUGUGGUGCAUGUACAUCAUUCCUCCUCAGGAUUGGCUGGAUAAAGGAGACGAGACCGCCCCCAUCAGGACUCCUGCCAUGAUUGGCUGCUCGUUCGUGGUGGAUCGUGAGUAUUUUGGAGAAAUCGGCCUCCUGGAUCCAGGCAUGGAGGUUUAUGGAGGAGAGAAUAUUGAACUGGGGAUGAGGGUGUGGCAGUGUGGGGGCAGUAUGGAGGUUUUGCCCUGUGCCCGAGUUGCUCACAUUGAACGCACUAAGAAACCAUACAACAACGACAUUGACUACUACGCCAAGCGGAAUGCCCUGAGGGCUGCUGAAGUCUGGAUGGAUGAGUUCAGGUCCCAUGUCUACAUGGCAUGGAACAUCCCCAUGAAUAAUCCCGGGGUGGAUUUCGGAGAUGUGUCAGAGCGAGUGGCACUGAGGAACAGACUGAAGUGUAAGAGCUUCCGCUGGUACCUGCAGCACGUUUACCCGGAGAUGAGGAUCUACAACAACACCAUCACGUACGGCGAGGUGAGGAACAGUAAAGCGAGCGGUUAUUGUCUGGAUCAAGGCUCAGAGGAUGAUAACAGAGCGAUACUUUACCCCUGUCACGGCAUGUCGUCUCAGUUAGCUCGGUACUCCACAGAGGGCCUGCUGCAGUUAGGACCCCUGGGCUCCACCACGUUUUUACCAGACACUAAAUGUCUGAUUGAUGAUGGGCGGGGUCGAAUACCCAGCUUAAAGAAAUGUGACGUAGUGUCGCGAUCCUCGCAGAGACUUUGGGAUUUCACACAGAAUGGGCCGAUUAUAAACAGAGACACUGGGCGCUGUCUGGAGGUGGAGAUGUCGAAGGAGGCGAGUUUUGGGCUGCGGUUGGUGAUGCAGCGCUGCUCGGGUCAGAAGUGGAUGAUUCGGAACUGGAUUAAACACCCCAAACACUGAGGAGCUGAGGAACACCACACUGCCUCCUCUCUGCCUCCACGGUCAGCCUGCUCACGGCGCUCUGUCUGUGUGUGUGUGUGUGUGUGUGUGUGUGUGUACACGUGCGCUCGGCCCGGAGACACUUUUUCCUCAGCAGGCUGUUAGACAAGAUGGCGAAGACGUGAAAACGGUGAUCUUGAGGAGUUAAUGUUUGAAGAGGAAGCUCUGAGGGACGCACACCGUUUGCACAGACAGACGGCUGCUGGAGUUACGGACAGAGUAACCACGGUUACAGACUGAUCAACUCACACAUACAACAUUUUAAAGUAAUUAUGAAAAUGCAACGCUUUUCAAACCGUUCCAGUUCUGUUCUCGACGUGUCGACUUCUCCUCGCCGCCUUCAACCUCGUUUCAUGACUUCAUCAGCUGUUUGGUGAGGGAUCGAGUCCCAUCACAUACAAACACCAGCUAGCACACACUCUAACCAGCUAACGCACAUGCUAACCAGCUAACACACACACACACACACACACACAAAAACCAC
Neoarius graeffei (lesser salmon catfish) is the source of this 2335-nucleotide messenger RNA. RefSeq names its product polypeptide N-acetylgalactosaminyltransferase 9 (gene galnt9). The coding region runs from base 1 to 1812 and encodes 603 amino acids. Gene Ontology annotation, cellular component: Golgi apparatus. The transcript is spliced from 11 exons. The record is from RefSeq and is a predicted model, not a curated record. Lineage: Eukaryota; Metazoa; Chordata; Actinopteri; Siluriformes; Ariidae.